AUGGAAGCGGUUCCUGGUGAUAUUACUACCAUUAAAGAAGACCUAGCCUCUGUGAAUAAUUUGCUGUCCAGUUUGGAGCCUCGUAUUUGCGAGUCAGAGAAACGUAUUGAGGCCUUGGAACAGGAGCUGGGUGUACUUAAGAAUCAGUCCAUUAAUUCUUCUGGGUUGGACUCGGGUAGCCUUGAGGUGACUUUAGCUGAACUCCAUGAACGUACUCGUAGAUCUUCAAAUGUGAUGGUUUUCAAUUUGGAAGAAUCCCCUAGUGCUGAUGUAGCAGUGAGAAAACAACAUGACAUGGACUUUAUCUCAAAACUAUUCUCUCCAUUUCUUCCAUCCUUUUCUCCUGUGGGUGCUAGAUCUCUUCGUGUUGGGAAAAAGAAACAGGGGUACACUAGGCCACUCAAGGUGAUAUUGGGUAAUCCUGCUGAUGCUUCAACAGUCAUAUCUAAAUUCAAUGCCGAGUUGUGUGAUCCAUUGCUAUCCAAAGUUAGACUAUCUAGAGAUAGAACCCCAUUUGAGGCUAACCAUCUGAAAACUUUAAAUGCCGAACUGGCCAAUCGAAAGUCCAGGGGUGAGGAGGGGCUUACAAUCAAAUAUAUCAGUGGGGUCCCAAAAAUUGUGAGUAAUAAGCAAAAAAACGCAUAAGUUCCAACGGUACACCAAAGAACUAUAGUAUUUAUUUUCAGAAUGUCAAUGGGUUGAGGUCUAAAUUAACUGAUUUGUCUCUUAAUGCUUCAGUCACGGCAUAUGAUAUGAUUGCCUUUGUAGAGACUAAUCUUAGUUCUGAUAUUAGUGAUAGUGAGCUUGGUCUUGACUGCUACAGCAUGUAUAGAUGUGACAG
Nilaparvata lugens (brown planthopper) is the source of this 841-nucleotide messenger RNA. RefSeq lists its product as uncharacterized. The transcript has a single exon. The record is from RefSeq and is a predicted model, not a curated record. NCBI's taxonomy places the organism in Eukaryota, Metazoa, Arthropoda, Insecta, Hemiptera, Delphacidae. The coding region runs from base 1 to 645 and encodes 214 amino acids.